AUGUCGUCUUCAUCAUCGUCGACCUCUUUUGAUUCGUUCGGUUCCGAAGAUUAUGAUGAUGCCGUCGAAAAUGCCGUUGUUGGCGCCAUUACCUUAGCCAUGAGGGUCGCGCAAGAGGAGGAGGAAGAAGAAGAGAGGCCGCGUUUUACUAGAAGGGUGGUUCUUGUACGUCGUCGCGCAGAGGCACAAGAAAACUUGAUGCGAGACUACUUUGCGGAUCAACCGACUUACACCCCGCGACAAUUUAGACGGCGGUUUAGAAUGCUUAAGGGUUUGUUUUUAAAGAUUGUUGGCGACAUGGAACGGGAGUAUAGAUAUUUUCAACAAAGGGUAAACGCCGCGGGAAAGCUUGAUUUUACCGCACUUCAAAAGUGUAUGGCCACAAUUCGACAACUAGCGUAUGGCGUGACGAGCGAUUUGCUUGACGAGUAUUUGCAAAUGGCGGAGAGGACCUCACGGGAGGCGCUUGGGCAUUUUUGUAGUGGUGUAAUUCGAUUGUAUGGUCGUACAUACCUACGUAGACCAACAUGGACUGAUCUUCAGCGUAUAUAUGAUGUGCAUGAAAGAGUUCAUGGUUUUCCCGGUAUGAUUGGUAGUAUUGACUCGGUUGCAUCGUAUGAUCUAUGGAUUUGGAAUGCUUUCUUUGGGCCACAAGGGUCUCCUAAUGACAUCAACGUAUUCGAGUCAUCUCCUGUGCUUGAAGAUCUUAUAUCCGGUUUGGCGCCCUCAGCAUCUUUUUAUGCAAAUGGUAACUUCUACGAGAGAGGGUACUACCUAAGCGACGGGAUAUACCCCGAGUAUGCUACAUUCGUCAAGACUUUUACCGAUCCAAUUGACGAAAAGAGAAAGCUUUUUAAGAAAAAGCAAGAGGCGACACGUAAGGGUAUAGAAAGGGCUUUUGGUGUGUUGAAAAAAAGAUGGAAGGACGAGGACAAGGCCAUAUGUCAAGACUACAAUCCGGAAGAACCUUCUCUAGUACUGGGCUAUUGGGAACAAAUGACUCCACUCGAAGAACGAAUUCAAAACCGCCAUACUAUUAAAAGCCGAGAAACACACAACAUGCUUACGGCGGACUUGGUUGAUCAUCUUUGGUCGAUCCAACCACAUGACUUUGAUCCUGAUAACGAGGACCUCCUGGAUCUCAACGAGUAUGUAAGUUCGGACGAUGAGUAA
Messenger RNA from Erigeron canadensis, 1173 nucleotides. RefSeq lists its product as uncharacterized. The transcript is spliced from 5 exons. Lineage: Eukaryota; Viridiplantae; Streptophyta; Magnoliopsida; Asterales; Asteraceae. The record is from RefSeq and is a predicted model, not a curated record. Bases 1 to 1173 code for a protein of 390 amino acids.